Racocetra persica is the source of this 242-nucleotide messenger RNA. The record is from the annotation of a GenBank genome assembly. Lineage: Eukaryota; Fungi; Glomeromycota; Glomeromycetes; Diversisporales; Gigasporaceae.
GACAUAAGAAAGAAGGAAUUUCUCUCACUCCAAAGAAAAAAAUAGUCCUAUCCGCCCUAAAUGCACCUACUUUGACUUCAGCGGUUUCUGAAGAACGGCAAAGACACCAAACAAGUGACAGAACAAGAAAAAAGCACAUUUUUUUGGGUAAAAUACCAGACGAUGAGGAGCCUGAAGCACCAAUAGAAGAACAAUUCAUUUUGAGGUUGUUAGUACCUGAAGAUGUUUCAGAGAGAAAGUGA